This is a messenger RNA of Selaginella moellendorffii, 2129 nucleotides long. Its product is annotated as heterogeneous nuclear ribonucleoprotein H3. The transcript has 3 exons. Bases 90 to 953 code for a protein of 287 amino acids. Gene Ontology annotation, molecular function: RNA binding. Gene Ontology annotation, cellular component: ribonucleoprotein complex. Lineage: Eukaryota; Viridiplantae; Streptophyta; Lycopodiopsida; Selaginellales; Selaginellaceae. The record is from RefSeq and is a predicted model, not a curated record.
GGCCCUUUACUGUUUGCCGAGGCAGUUUUGCGGUUAGGGCAAGCGUUGUGCGAUUCGCUGGGAGAGGUGGGAUCGCGGCGCGCGCAGCGAUGUUUUCCAGGGGGAAUUUAUUGGGGAGCGGGGGAAGUGCCGACGGAUACGAGGUUGCAGCAGCAAAGAGGCAGCGCUUGCUAGACACUGCAGGCUCUUACUUUGGAAGCUCGCCUCAUGCCACUGCUGCUCAUGCGAGCUUCAUGUACGGGGGCCCCGGAUUUUCCUUCCUGGGCCAGCCGCGACCAUUCCCAGUUGUCCGACUGCGAGGACUCCCGUUUAACUGCUCAGAGAGUGACGUAUUCGAAUUCUUUGCAGGCCUGGAUGUGGUGGAUGUGCUGCUCGUCCGGAAACAGGGAAGGUUCUCCGGCGAGGCCUUUGUGGUGCUGGGAGCUCCCAUGCAAGUCGACUUUGCUCUCCAGCGGAACAGGCAGAAUAUGGGACGGAGGUACGUAGAGGUCUUCCGGAGCAAGAAGCAGGACUACUACAGUGCCGUGGCCACGGAAGUUAACGAUCCCAGGUCCGGUGAUGUCUUGGCAACGCUCGCUUCUUCGGCCGCUGGAGGUGGAGGUGGCGGUGGCGGUGGUGGUGGUGGUGGUGGUGGUGGCAGCGGGAAGAACAGCUUGUGUGACAAGGAUCUGGCCGAGCACACGGGGGUGCUCAAGCUGCGGGGGCUGCCAUUCUCGGCGUCCAAGCGGGAUAUAGUGGAGUUUUUCCGGGAGUUUGGGCUCAAGGAGGACAGCGUGCAGAUUGUAGUUCACUCGGAUGGCCGGGCGACCGGGGAGGCGUACGUGUUUUUCUUGGGACCGGGGGACUCCAAGGCGGCCAUGAACAAGGACAAGAUGACACUGGGGAAUAGAUAUGUGGAGCUCUUCCCGUCUUCUCGAGAGGAGGCCAACAGAGCUGCGUCCAAGUCGAGAUAGCUGGCGCUACUUGUAUUAUCAACCAACGCUUUUCGAGCAGGAGCAAUGCACAGACGUAACAACAACGAUGACAACGACGACGAAGACGACUUCUUUCUUCAUCUCAACUCUGGGGAAAGUAAGGAAAAAAUACUGUACUCUUUUUUUCUUCCUCUCUCUUUCUCUCUAACACUUGGGGGGAUUCUUUUAUACUAGCUAACAUCUAGGUGGUGGCCGUGUACGUCUGGGCCAUUGUUACUACAUUUCCACCAUGAACAAAGAUUUUUCUUAAGAAACAUAAAACUCUCCGGUAUCUCUGGUACUUGGUAUUUUUUCCGAUUGAACUUGCUGGUACUGAUCCAUCUCCUGAAAGUUUUUCACAGACAGAGACACGGAGAAAAACGAAGAAAGCAAAAGACCCGGAGUACCCGGAUAAGCUUGACAUUACCUGAGAGAGAGAACUCGGUACAGACAGCAGUUCUAGGACCGACCACCUCAAGGAGCAAGGAGCAAAGGAAAGAAGCUUUUAGAGCACGACUCUAUGGAUCCGAGACCGACUAAAAGAGAGAAGCAGCAGCAGCAGCAGCAGCAGCAGUAGAAGCAGUAGCAGGAGAAGAAACAGCAGCAGCAGGGGCAGCAGUGGCAGUGUUGAUGCUGAGAGAAGAGGCAGCGAGGCCGAGAUACUGGAGCCUGUAGCUUAAGUUGUGGGCAUUCAUUCUCAGCUCACGGUUGUGCAGCAUCAACUCGCGAUACUCGUUCACAGCCAGGCUUACCUUGUACCUGAGGAGCCCGUUUUGCUGGCGGAGAUGCUCGAGGAGCCGCGUUGUCUCCUCGAGCUGGAUUUGCUUCUUGAGGCGCGAGCGCUUGGCCGACUCGCGGUUGGAUUGCAUCCGCUUCUCCUUUCGCAGCUUCGUCAGAUUCUCUUCCUCGUCCUCUUCAUUGCCACUCUGGUCUUGGAUCAGGAAGUCUGGUAAGGAAACAGAGUCUCUGUGAAGUUAUGGCUUUGCAUUUCGAGGUACUUACGUUGCUCCAAAGCUCCAGGAACUUUGGAAGGUUUGAAGAGAACUUACCUUCGACUUCUAGGUGAUGUUCUGGCAUGGUGACUCCUGAGAGAUCAUCGACCUGAGGUACAAAGACAAAACUUGGAAUCUCACCUUUGAAAUCACAGGCGAUUCCUCCGGACGAGUCACUCGAGAA